GUGCAAGCUUUUCUGAAGAGGGGGCGGAGCCACGGGAGUUCUGAAGUCCAUUGGAUUCAGUUUGUUUGGAAGGAAGCAGCAUCUGUGCGGCCUGAGCUUCCCCUGCAGACAUGGAUGUUGGAUCCUCAGACGUGCAGGCGGAGCUGGACUCGGUGGAGGAAGAGCUGCAGCUGCUAGAGGUCCAGAUCUCUGAGCUCCUGGAGAAGCAGGCCGAGCUGACGUCUCGGAAGGAGGAGCUGCUGCAGCGACUGGAGGGCGCCUGUGAGGCAGCGCAGUGCUCCUCCUCCUCCUCCUCCUCAGCUUCCUCAAAGUCUGAGCCGGGGAUGAGCCAGCAGGAGAUGCAGCGGUACGAUGAAGCAGAGUUCCCUUGGUCUGCAGCGGUGGAGGAACACCUGAGGACGUCCUUCCACCUGUCUGCCUUCAGGCCGCUGCAGCUCAGAGCUAUCAACCUGACCAUGGAGGGCCGGGAUGUCUUCCUGGUGAUGCCCACAGGCCGGGGCAAAAGCCUGUGCUACCAGCUGCCUGCAGUCUGCUCUGAGGGGUUCACGCUGGUCGUCACGCCGCUGGUGUCUCUGAUGGAGGACCAGCUGCUGCUACUGCGCUCGCUGCAAGUGCCGGCGGCCGCUCUGAACGCCUCCAGCGGAAAGGAGCACACAAAAACGGUUCUGGCCGCACUGACGGACCCGAAGGCCCCCUUCAAGCUGGUCUACGUGACUCCGGAGAAGAUCGCCAAAAGCAAACUGCUGAUGUCCCGUUUGGAGAAGGCGUACAAGGCCAAGCUGCUCAGUCGCAUGGCGGUGGACGAGGUGCACUGCUGCAGCCAGUGGGGGCACGACUUCAGACCAGAUUAUAAACUGCUGGGCAUCCUGAAGAGACAGUUUCCCACAAUCCCUCUGCUCGGCCUCACGGCCACAGCUACCAGCAGCGUCCUGCAGGACUGCCGCAAAAUCCUGUGUGUGCCGAAGCCGGUCACCCUGACCGCCUCCUUCAACCGGGCCAACCUCUACUAUGAGGUUCGUGUCAAAGACUCGGAUGGAGACUCGUCUCUGAGCGACAUCUCCUCUCUGAUCAAGAACAGAUACGAGGAGCAGUCAGGGAUUGUGUACGUCUUCUCUCAGAAGGAUGCAGAGUCCGUGUCCUCCGCCCUCCAGAAGAGCGGCAUCGUGGCGUACCCGUACCACGCCAACAUGGACCCGGAGGACAAGUCCCGAGUCCACCGGAAAUGGACCUCCAACAAGAUUCAGGUCGUCGUGGCCACGGUGGCGUUCGGUAUGGGCAUCGACAAACCCGACGUCAGGUUCGUCAUCCACCACACCAUCAGCAAGUCCAUCGAGAACUAUUACCAGGAGAGCGGCCGAGCAGGUCGAGACGACCGUCCGGCAGACUGCAUCGUCUACUUUGGCUUUGGCGACAUCUUCAGGAUCAGCACCAUGGUGGUGAUGGAGAACGUUGGUCAGCAGAAGCUGCUGCAGAUGGUGGACUUCUGCCAGAAUGUGGACAGGUGUCGGCGCUCUCUGAUGGCUGUUCACUUUGAUGAGGUCUGGGACGAGGAAGACUGUAACCAGAUGUGUGACACCUGCAGACACCCAGCAGGAUACACCACCCUGGAUGUAAGCCAGCAUGCACGGCAGGUGGUGCAGAUUGUGGAGCUGGCCACGUCCAUGGAUGAGAGGCUGACCCCCCUGAAGCUGGUGGAGGCGUGGAGGGGGCGGGGCCCGGCCAAGCGCAGGAAGAUGAUCCAGACCACAGAGCUGCCUCGGAGGCAGGCUGAAGCCGUGAUCGUCUUCCUGCUGCUGCAGGGAUACCUGAGAGAGGACUUCAGCUUUACUCCGUACACCACGUACUUCUACGUGAAGCUGGGCCGCAAAGCUCCUCUGCUGAAGAACCAAACUCACAAGCUGACCAUGAAGAUGAAGACGUCCGGAGCAGAGCGUGUGUCCGAUCUGUCGGCGGUAGAAUCCAGAGAGAUGGAGGAGCCCCUCCCCCAUCACAAAGUAGUGAAGGAGCAGAUGAACAUGAGCAGGAAACAAGACCUGCAACCCAGCCGCCAGACCGAUCAGAUUCCGGGGGCGUUCAGACCACCUAAGGGGGCGGGGCAGACGGCGGCAGACACCGAGAAACCAGGUUCGCAUGAAAUCAAAUCCGGUUCCAAAAACAAAACCCCCUCCAGGAGGAAAGGGACCCACCAAUCCCCUGCUAGGAGUUCUGCCCCCACCCCCACUAGGUCCAGCUGUCCGUCACAGGCCUCCAUCAUCUCCGACACGGCGGCGGAGGAGCUCCACCACCUCAGGAAGUUCUACAGCCAGCAGCUGCGCAGGAUAGACCAGGCUUCCCUGGAACAGCUGGGUGCCCCUCGAGAGCUGGGUGUGCUGUCCUGCAUUCGGGGACCCCUGAGGAGCCUGCGCCUCCCCUGCAGCACCAGCAUCACCCAGACGGCCCGCAGCCUGUGGACACGGGUCAGCGGCAGGAGGCGGCUGCAGUAGACUCCGACGUUCUCCUGCUGCCUUCUUACACCGACCUGAAUAAAAUCUGCAGUCUGAGGUGUUUGAGUCUGUCUGAACAGGUGAAGAUUAAAGAGAGGUCAACAAUAUGACGCUGUAAUAACCAAAACGGUUAGUGUGAGUAAAAACUCAAUUCUGAUUGGCUGCAUGGUGUCUGUUCAGUAAAGGUGUUAUCAGAAAUGAGUGGAGGAUGUUGAGGCGUGGGGUUGCUUCUGUUACGUUAUUAGUUUGAAAUAAAGAGGAUGAUGAGUAGA
This is a messenger RNA of Oryzias melastigma (Indian medaka), 2755 nucleotides long. RefSeq names its product RecQ helicase-like (gene recql). Gene Ontology annotation, cellular component: cytoplasm; chromosome. Gene Ontology annotation, molecular function: four-way junction helicase activity; 3'-5' DNA helicase activity; nucleic acid binding. Lineage: Eukaryota; Metazoa; Chordata; Actinopteri; Beloniformes; Adrianichthyidae. The record is from RefSeq and is a predicted model, not a curated record. Gene Ontology annotation, biological process: DNA replication; double-strand break repair via homologous recombination. Bases 111 to 2483 code for a protein of 790 amino acids. The transcript has 15 exons.